GGGAAUCGUAAUUCAAUCGCCAGAAACAACUUCAGAGAAAAAAAGAGAACAGAAUUAAUGUUAAUGGCGACGCAAAGAAAGGUAAGCUAUAUUUUAAAAUUCCUACACUGAAGAUUAAGCUUUCAAAAUCCGUCGUUUCUUGUCUAGUCAACUAAUAUCAUGCAUUGUUAAACAAACGGGUGGUGAGAUGCAAUAACCUAUAGUCGCUGAAGCAGGACGAUCUAAACCAUUCCGCAGAAAGGCUCUUGGAAGGAAGAGCCAGAGGUUGGGCCGGGCAGAAUCAAACUUUCUAAUUGAUGUUUUGGCCUAUUUCAAGCUAUUUCGUUUCUUCCUUGGGUGUCGAAUACCAUGAACAGGCUAUAUGAACGUUAACUAACUCGUUGCAAUUGUAUAACCUGACUUCAGAGGCGGUUCUUUGUGUUGCAGGUUGUAAAGUACACCAUUGCAGUUCUCUUAAUAACUGGCUUAUUGGUUGUGGAAAGCUCGCUUCAUAAAAACGCACCCAAGGUAUCGCCACACAGUAAUUUUUAGUGAAUCAUUAUAACUACAUUAAAUGGAGUAAAAAGUUUUAGGUAUAGGAUAACCCCUUUUGGGGGGUUACUUUAACUGCGGUCCUCGAUAUUAACUCCAAAUCUGGAGUGAUUUUUACUCCUGAAAACGAGUUCUUUAAACUCCUCUUGGAUAGAAUAACUCUACGGUAAGGAGUUAAAUUAACCCCACUGGAGGAAUUAUUAUAACUCCUUGAAAAUUACGUAUACUGUGCAUAAUUCGUACUGUAUUUUUAAAAUUGAAUGCAAACACAAACUUCGCCUGCUGAAGCCGAAUUUUUUUUGCUUGUCUCAGUGUUUAAUUGUUUUCAAUCUAUGCUUUUGUUUGAGCAAGUUCAAAGCUUAAGUCAUGAAGUUUUAGUUUUUUUUUUUACCCGGACGCAGGGUGUUGGCCCUGGCGUUGAAUGGGAGGAAAUCUAUUAUUUUUAAUAUUUCAAAAUAUAAAUGGAGAGUAGUUCAUUGUAGCAAGUGGACUGUCCAUACAAUAACGAAUGUUGUAGCCGCACCUUAGCCUACGAGUAGUCCCCAUUUUUCCUCAGGGAUGUAGAGCGAGCGAAACGCGAGCGCGCGUGAAAGUCACCCCAAGCGAGAAAGGCGAGAGGAGACGGUGAGAGAGAAACAUGGACGUCCCUCAUUUUUCUCUCUCCGCACCGCGUCUCGCCUUUCUCGCGUGAGGUGAUUUUCACGCGCGCUCGCGUUUCACUCGCUAUACCAUCCCUGAGGAAAAAUGGGGACUACUCGUAGUCUAGCCGCACCGUCACUCUGGUUUUGACGAAAAAGAUGAUUGAAGAACUUUGUAAAAUUCUUUUAUCGAACCUUUUCAGGGGGAAAGUGAAGCUAAACUCGAACAAAACGCCCGCCACUGGAUAGAUGCGCUUCUCGACAGAGUCGACCUCAAGCACUUAAAAGAUGAAGAAAAUUUGCAGUUGAAGAGACGAAUACAAGAAAUCCUUACAAAACGAAUUUAA
This is a messenger RNA of Porites evermanni, 1516 nucleotides long. NCBI's taxonomy places the organism in Eukaryota, Metazoa, Cnidaria, Anthozoa, Scleractinia, Poritidae. The record is from the annotation of a GenBank genome assembly.